AUGCAAAGGAGCGUGUGCGGCCGGAGGGCUGGCGGUUUCAACAAUAACGCGCCCGCGGGGCCGGCCGUGGGUCCGCGCGCGGCGGUCGCCGGGCUUACCUUGACUCGGCCUCGAGGCGCGCGCGGGGCCGGCGUGCUCGGGGGCCGGGCGGCGGCGGCGGCGGCGGCGGGCGGAUGGCGGCGGCACGGCGCUGGCGGCGGCGAGGGCGCGCCCGGGGCCUCGUCGCGCUCCGGCUCGGCGGCCUCGGCGGGGUCCGGCUCGCGCCGCGGCCGCGGCUGCUGCCGGGGGGCGCGGCGGGCGCAGCAGAGCGGCGGGCGGCGGCGGCGGCGCGAGCGGCUCCCUCCAGUCCCCGCGCGGGCGGCGGCGGCAGCGUCGUCGAGCGACAAUACAAGCGCCUCGGAGCGAGUCCCCGAACCUGCCCUAGCCAAAAUGGCGGCCGAGAAAGAGCGGAAGUGACAAGGCCGGCUGUUGCCCUGGGACUGGACAUUCUUCCGAAUCAGUGAUGGACUCUUCUCUUUGGCCUGAAGAAAACAAGUGGGAUCCCUAGCGUUUGAGGCCACUGGGCUGGUGAAGCCCAAGGAUGUGAAAUGAUGUUGCCAGUGGGCCUCCACAAGAUCCUUAAAAACCAGACUGUAGUCCCAAGCCUUUUAGUGCUCCCACAAUUUGCACAGCAUAGGACACAACGUGGGCCUUUGUAAAUUUAGGUCAACCCCAACCAACACAUUGUGUUCUCAACAUUCUUGAAUCCACCUUUUAUAGUUGAGUGCAUAUGAGUGUCUAUCACUGGCUAGACAUACUUAAAAGUAAUAAAUGUCAAUUGUGAAGGAUUAACCAAACCUGUUAAGAUGUGCUCUGUACAUCUUACACUUAUCUUUUGCUGUUUCUCUAAAUUUCAUGUUAAAAUAGUUUCAAACCAUACGUAACAUCCACAAAGAAUCUUACUUUACUGAAAACAGAACAAACUGUGGUUACAUAUAGCUCAAUGUCUAAGGCUUCAGUUAGCAGGUUUAACAAGCUGUUUCAUCCAACACAGUAUUCCGUUAAUUUCUGAAAUUGUGAUAAACUAUAUCUUUAAAAGCCAAAUCAGUAUUUCAAGGGAAAACAGCUGAAAAAAGUUGUAAAAAGGAGGAGGGGACCCAAAACAUUCAAUUUAGAGAAACAAAGAUGAAGAAGCUAAUUCCAUGUUGCAGAAGACAGGCAAGAACUAAUAUGAAAUAAGCAAAAUAAUUUUAAAUUUAGUUUUCCUUAGAUAUACUUAGAUUUCAUACAGAGAUAAUACCAAUACAAAGGGAGAACAUCUGGAUUUCAUCCUUGGCCCCAUUUACAAAGUAAAAAGGGAUGCUGGAUUCACAUGUAAAUGUUUAAAAAGAUUUUACAGUGUUUAAGUCACCAGAUUUACUACAAAAAUCUAUCUAAAUAGUCCAGAUUCUUUUCUAAAUAACUUCCAAAUGGUGAAAGUUUUCACUGCUCAAAUAAUUUACUGUAAAUAAUGAUAGUGUUGUAAUGAUUGUGGGAAUAAGAACCAAAAGACUAAACAAAGGCAAAAGGUACCUACCCUAGUGAGGUCUGAGAAGACAGUAUUUUAUAGUGGGCUCUCUGAGGUGGUUAUUUAAUCUCUGCUCCACAGAGUUGACAAUGAAAAUUUAACUUUGGGCUCAGACGAGAAAGAAUCUAAACACUCAAAAAAAAUUAUUUUACAUCAGUGGUAAUAAAUUUUCUAGUUGUUAGUAGUGAUGAGAGAAGUCACUUCCCCAAGGAAGAGGGGUCCAUGGUGGGCCAGCUGUUCAGCUCUGCAUAAAAGGGAAACAGAACAGUAGAGGCCCUUAUUGGAAUGUGUCCUAUGGAUUCAACUAUGAGAAUUGGUAAUGUUCAAAACGACACCAAAGGUUUUAUACUCUGAUAUUCAUUUCUGGUAGGAUCUGUUAGAAAUGCAAAUGGAAAAAUCAGACUUGAAGUUUCUUCAGCAGCCAAAUUAAGCCAGGAAAAUGCAGUAGUAGGAAUACUGUUCACUGAAUCUGCUUAUUAAAUGACUUAGAGACGCCCCUUCCUUUUACUUGCUAAGGAAAGUCAAUUUGAUCUUAAGCUUAUUUGCUCAAAGUAUGCCUUACUCAAAAUUUUAAAAGACACUGCGUGAUCUAAAAGCUGUGCUAUACUUGGAAAUUAAUCUUUUUUGCAAUACCCACUUAAGGUGGGUAAAUAGAAUAUUUCUGAGGGCUUUACUGAACAUUUCAACUGGCAGAACAGUUUUCUCAACAGAAGAGCUACAGGGGAUUUAGUCACGUUACUAAAGAUGUAUGCUUUGUUAAGGGUCCUGAAAUAACAUGAAAAAUAUUUUGAGGAAAAAAACAUAGUUGUUUAAAAAUUACUACAGCUGGGAAUUCCCUGGUGGUCCGGUGGUUAGGACUCGGCGCUUUUACUGCUGGGGGCCCCGGUUCAACCCUAGUUGGGGAACUAGGAUCCCACAAGCUGCACAGCACAGCCAAAAAAAAAACCCAAAAA
Molecule: messenger RNA, 2499 nt
Organism: Orcinus orca (killer whale)
Lineage: Eukaryota; Metazoa; Chordata; Mammalia; Artiodactyla; Delphinidae
Product: spidroin-1-like
Exons: 3
Coding region: 1-456 (151 amino acids)
Source: RefSeq, a predicted model, not a curated record